AUGAGCCGCGCGAUGGCGUGCGAGGGCGAGGAAGCCAUGGAGCUGACGUGCGUCAGCGAGUCAAGUGAGCGAGAAUCUGAAGCCCGAGGGACUCACAACAAACCUCUGGAGUUCUGCUACUUCUACACGCACUCGAAGGGCGACUUCCUCCAAAGCUGCAUCCGGGAGAGGAUAGUCUACAAGUACAAGCCCAGCGCCAUCUUCUUCUCGCCUGAGCCUCUGUCUGCCGUGCUGGCCUGGCCUCGAGCACAGUUAGCCCUGGCGCUGUUGAGUGCAACAUGGUUGGUCUUCAUCACACUGAAGCUGCAGUCAAUCCAAUCUGCAGGGUAUUUCUCGCUGGUGAACGAGGAAGCGAGGGUGCGAGAGUUCUCGACGGCAGCUUUUGGACGGGACCGAGAGCUUGCCUGCUCGUGGGAGCUUGUCCUCGAAAUGUUCAUAUCCUUCCUCCUGGGUGUCUCCGGGCUUCUGAUCAGCAUCCUUGCGCAUACGAGUCGCAUCGAGUUAGCUAAGCUGUUGAUGCUCGUCACCGGCUUUGUCGGCAUCACGACCAAUUUCAUCAUCUUCGUCAAGCUGACGUUACAAGGCUCUGCCAGGAGUGGGCUGAGGACGCCGAGCUGGUUCUUUUUAGUGAACGUGAUGACGGACGUGCUUUUGUUUCCUAUGCCGCUGGCAGUGAACGAGAGCUGGGUGGUGGAGCUAGUGCUGCUGGACAGCAUAGUCCACCUGAGUGUGGAGUUUGCGGACGGACAGCUGCCAUACUUGUACAUGCUGAUGGCAACCGUUGCCCUCAGCUUUCUGCUGGCGCGCGAGCGUAUGAGAUGGCGAGUGCUGCGGGAGAUGCGUCAGGAACAAGAAGGAGCGUGGGAGGAAGAAUGGAUGAAGAUGCGAGGCAGCUGGGCUCUCCGGUCUCUGACGAAGGCUCUUCGAGUUGGGCCCGACUAUCGGUCGUUUGCGUUCGGGUCUUUUGGUCCGAUCGUCAUAGUGAGCUCAGAACGUCGUCAGGAUGAGGAGGCAGAGCUGGAUUACAUCCCGGCUUGCAACCCCAAGACCAACACGAAGGUGCAGACGUCACCUGACAGCCUCGACCAGCUCUACGCUCAGGCGAUCCUCAUCGAGCCUGUCUUCCUCCUCAAGGUCCAGGCCCUCGCCUUCGCGUCCGACGGCUACUUCCCUCUUGACAGCUGCCAGGACAGCUCCCCCGAGUACGUGCGAUGGCGAGACGCGGUGAGGGACGACACGCUAGCAGACAGGGUGAGGUGGGCAGCCAUCAAGAGCGCCUCUAGAGCCAUCGAGAAGCUUACGAUUGUGUUUGCGGGGCUGGAGGAGCUGCUGCUGGGGGUGAAGGCGGUGCUGGACGACCCGGAGCUGGAGGUGGUGAGGAUCAAGAACAGGCUCGAUCCAGGCUUCGACUCGACGCUGUCGGGGGGGUACCGGGACGUGGCGAUCAACGUACGAGUACUGAUCCUCCAAGACUUCCAUGCCCUCAAGUCCAUGGACGGACACAAGAGGUACGUGCAGUUCCGCAACAUCCGGUUAAACAAGACUGAGAGGCAUCAGCUGUACACUUACCUCUCCUUUCCGAGGCCUGCCCUCGGAGCCUGA
This is a messenger RNA of Guillardia theta CCMP2712, 1602 nucleotides long. RefSeq lists its product as hypothetical. The transcript has 6 exons. NCBI's taxonomy places the organism in Eukaryota, Cryptophyceae, Pyrenomonadales, Geminigeraceae. Bases 1 to 1602 code for a protein of 533 amino acids. The record is from RefSeq and is a predicted model, not a curated record.